GCGAUGUGACGUCAUACGGUUGCGCCGCUCUCCUGCGUCUGCGAUUCGACUAAAGAAAGGACAAAGUGUCCAAACACACAGAAAAACUCCUGCUGAAGCGACAGAGAUCCACGUGACACUCUGUUAUAAAGAUGGCAUUUAUUAAAGAGGAGAGUGAAGACAUUAAGAUUGAGGAAACAUUCAGAGUCAAACAUGAAGAUACUGAGGAACAAACAGACAUCAUGCUCCUGAAAGAGGAAAGUGAAGAACUAAAUGAAGUGGAAGACAAAGAUCAGUAUGAGAAAUAUGAUUUUAUUGGAGAAAGUUUGUAUAGUUGCUCACAAACUAAACAGAUUGUACAAAACAAAGCUCAAAAGACAGGAGAUUUAACCUGCCAACAGUGUGGAAAGAGUUUCACUAAAAAAGGAAGCCUUAAAGACCACAUGAGAAUUCACACCGGAGAGAAGCCUUACUCCUGCCAGCAGUGUGGAAAAAGUUUCACUAGAAGUGGAACCCUUCAAAGGCACAAUAGAGUUCACACUGGAGAGAAACCUUACAUCUGUCAAUUAUGUGGAAUGGGUUUUACUGAAAGAACAAACCAUAAUGUUCACAUGAGAAUUCACACCGGAGAGAGGCCUUAUACCUGCAAACUGUGUGGAAAUAAAUUCAAUCGAAAAGGAUACCUUUAUAGCCACAUGAAAAUUCAUACUGGAGAGAAACCUUACACCUGCCAGCAGUGUGGAAGGAGUUUCACUAGAAGUGGAACCCUUAAAAGGCACAAUAGAGUUCACACUGGAGAGAAACCUUACACCUGCCAACAGUGUGGAAAGUGUUUCCGUCAAAAAGGAAACCUCAAAGGCCACAUGAGUGUUCACACUGGUGAAAAAUGUGAAGAACUAAAUGAAAUGAAAGACAAAGAUCAGUCUGAAAAACAUUUUACUGGAGAAAGUUUUAGUUGCUCACAAACUAAACUGACAACACAAAAGAAAGGAGAUAGAAAUCAUUUCACCUGCCAACAGUGUGGAAAAAGUUUCUUUGAGAAAGGAACCCUUAACAGGCACAUUAGAAUUCACACUGGAGAGAAGCCUUACUCCUGCAAACUGUGUGGAAAGAGUUUUACUGAUAAUGGAAACUUUAAUUGUCACAUGAGAAUUCACACCGGAGAGAAGCCUUACUCCUGCAAACUGUGUGGAAAGAGUUUCAUUCAAAAAAGAAGCCUAAAGAGACACAUGAGAACUCACACUGGAGAGAAACCGUACACCUGCCAACAGUGUGGAAAGAGUUUUAGUCAACAAAGAGACUGUAAUUAUCACAUGAAAAUUCACACCGGAGAGAAGCCUCACUCCUGCAAACUGUGUGGAAAGAGUUUCAUUCAAAAAGGAAGCCUUAAGAGACACAUGACAAUUCACAAUGCUGGGAAACCGUACACCUGCCAACAGCAUGGGAUGAGUUUUAGUCAAAAAAGAAACCUCAAAGGCCACAUAAGUGUUCACACUGGAGAGACAUGUAAAGAAGUAACUGAAAUGGAAGACAAAGAUCAGUCUGAGAAACAUGAUUUUACAAGAGAAAUUUCUUUUGAGCUCUUUUGAAAAGAAGCCGUUGAGUUUACUAACUGGAAUUUACAAAAGAGAGCUCAAAAGAUGGUAGCUACAAGUCAUUUCACCUGCCAACAGUGUGGAAAGAGUUUCACUAAAAAAGAAACCCUUAAAGUCCACAUGAAUGUUCACACUGGACAAAGCCUUUUCAACUGCUAACAAUGUGGAAAGAGUUUCAGAUGCAAAAUAUCCCUUAAUAACCACACAAAAAUUCACUUGAGAACAGUUUAAAAUGUUCUCAGUGUGAAAGGUGUUUCACAGCCAGGAAACUCUGCAACAGUCAUGUAAUAAGAAAGAAUCUGUGAAAAAUCUGGCUCAGGCAAAGCAAAAACCUUAGGAUUCACAUGAGAAGUCAAAGUGAAUAAAACUGUUUCACGUGUCAACACCGAGAAAAAAUUUGGGCCUGAAGAAAACUUAACAGAUUUGGUGUAAACAGAAAAUAAUAACAAAACACAGAAAUGGUGAAAGCAGGCCCAGUACGCCUGAUACCUCCUUGACCCUAGUUGGGGUCAUAACAAAUAACUUUAUUCAUUUAGCAAAAAAAAAAAAAAAAUUCUAACAUACCUUACUUAUAUAAUUUCUCACCUAUUUUAUAUAUAAUUUUUUGUUUAAACUCUUCAGUGCACACUAGGUAAAGACCAUGUUAUUAUACUUAUAAAGUUAUUUGGAAGGAAAAGAGAUAAUCCUCCUAUUGUUCAACCUCUGUUUACCUUGUCUAAUUGGUCAGUGCUACAGGAACCGGAAACUUUUUCCAUCUAUUUUCCUGAAGCUGUUUGUGACCAUCAGGGGUGCUUCAUUUGCCCCUACGUGGGCUGGCCUGGGUCAAUGCAUGAUGCACAAGUGCUCCUCCAUAGCCCUCUGUACAGGAGGUCAGUGUACCCUCCUCCAGGGCACUUUAUCCUGGAAGACAGAGGAUACUCAUGCCUCUGACAGCCACUCCCCCUUAUCACUCCCCAUAAGAGUCCAGUAUUCACCUUAUUUUCCAUGGCAACAACGGUGCCGCCAUUGCGCUCUUUUUGUCAUCUUACUUCCGGCUGAGGGACCGGAUGUAACGUAACUAAGCUUGUGGCUGGCUAGAGAUAACAGAAUGCAGAACGAACAGAAGUAUGAUAUAUGGUCAGUUAGGGGCUGCAUAACAAUUGUAUUAAAAAAACAAUUGCACCAACGAUGUGUAAACGCAUUGUGACGCGGUCGGAGUGUUGUGGUGCACUUUACAAUUUACACCCACCACCUAAAGAAGAGAAGCACCUGAGGAAAUGGAUGAAGGCGCUAAAUUUGAAGCGCCCACCCAAGCGCUCUUAUGUGUGUUCGUACCAUUUCAUGGACGGGAAGGCGACUGACGAACACCCUUACCCCGAGAAAUGGCUCGACUAUGAUGUCUCGUUAAAGAGGUCACGCUGGGGAUGAAAAGUUUGUCAGAUUCGGGUAAGCUAACCUUAACUAGCUAUGUGUUUGCCCGCCUAACGUUAGAUUUAUGAAGUCCGUUCUAUGAAUACAUUUAUGAUCAGUAACAGGCAGUUAACAAAGUACAACGAAUUUUCCAUGAUUACCAUUGUCCACCUAUUUAAUAUAUACGGUAGUACAAGAUAUUAUAGUACAUUACAAUAGCUCACAUUAUUCCUGUUACAGAGAUUGCAGGUGAUAGCAGGCCAGCUAGCUACAUUUCUCAUUCAGAUACUGACCUACGUUUGAACACUACAGUUAAGAGUGUGUAUACUGUUUUGUCUCUAAUGCAUCUCUCUCUCUCACACACACACACAGUUCUAAGUUCAGGUCACUUAAUAUAUUAAUUCUCAUGAUAUAUUGUAAGUACUAAUGUAAAAAUGUUUAA
This is a messenger RNA of Carassius auratus (goldfish), 3405 nucleotides long. Its product is annotated as gastrula zinc finger protein XlCGF57.1-like. Bases 132 to 1568 code for a protein of 478 amino acids. NCBI's taxonomy places the organism in Eukaryota, Metazoa, Chordata, Actinopteri, Cypriniformes, Cyprinidae. Gene Ontology annotation, cellular component: nucleus. The transcript has 3 exons. Gene Ontology annotation, biological process: regulation of gene expression. The record is from RefSeq and is a predicted model, not a curated record.